Messenger RNA from Schistocerca gregaria, 1427 nucleotides. RefSeq names its product NADH-ubiquinone oxidoreductase chain 5-like. The record is from RefSeq and is a predicted model, not a curated record. The coding region runs from base 478 to 828 and encodes 116 amino acids. Gene Ontology annotation, biological process: electron transport coupled proton transport; ATP synthesis coupled electron transport. Gene Ontology annotation, molecular function: NADH dehydrogenase (ubiquinone) activity. The transcript has a single exon. Lineage: Eukaryota; Metazoa; Arthropoda; Insecta; Orthoptera; Acrididae.
UCUAUAGGUUUUUUAAUUAUUAGUCCUAAUUUAAUUAGAAUUUUAUUAGGUUGAGAUGGUUUAGGUUUAGUUUCUUAUUGUUUAGCUAUUUAUUAUCAAAAUGUAAAAUCUUAUAGUGCUGGUAUAUUAACUGCACUUUCUAAUCGUAUUGGUGAUGUUGCUAUUUUAAUUUCUAUUGCAUGAAUGUUAAAUUUUGGUGGUUGAAAUUAUAUUUAUUAUUAUGAUUUUAUUUCUAAUUCUUUUGAAAUAAAGCUCAUUACUAUAUUAAUUGUUUUAGCAGCUAUAACUAAGAGAGCUCAGAUUCCUUUCUCUUCAUGACUUCCUGCUGCUAUAGCAGCUCCUACUCCUGUUUCUGCUUUAGUUCAUUCUUCUACUCUUGUUACUGCUGGUGUUUAUUUAUUAAUUCGUUUUAGACCAAUAUUGGAUACUUAUAAUUGUGGUUGAUUUUUACUUUUAAUUGGUUGUAUAACUAUAUUUAUGGCUGGAUUGGGCGCUAAUUUUGAGUUUGAUUUAAAGAAGAUUAUUGCUCUUUCUACUUUAAGACAACUUGGUUUAAUAAUAAGAAUUUUGGCUAUAGGUUAUCCAAAGCUUGCAUUUUUUCAUUUAUUGGCUCAUGCUUUAUUUAAGGCAUUAUUAUUUAUAUGUGCAGGUUCAAUAAUUCAUAAUUUGAAGGAUUCUCAGGAUAUUCGUUUUAUAGGAUCAAUUGUUAAUUUCAUACCUUUAACUUCAGUUUGUUUUAAUGUUUCUAGUUUAUCUUUGUGUGGAAUACCUUUUUUAGCGGGAUUUUAUUCAAAGGAUUUAAUUCUUGAGAUGGUUUGUUUAAGAUGAAUUAAUUGUUUAAUUUUUUUUUUUAUUUUUUUUCUACUGGUUUAACUGCUUCUUAUUCUUUUCGUUUGUUUUAUUAUUCAAUAUCUGGUGAUAAUAAUUUUUAUUCUAGAUUUUCUUUUGAUGAUAAGGGUUAUUAUAUUUCAUUUGGAAUAAUUGGUCUAUUGUUUGUUGCUGUUUUUGGUGGUAGUCUUUUAUCUUGAUUAAUUUUUCCUAUUCCUCAUGUGAUUGCUUUACCUUAUUAUUUAAAGUUUUUAACUAUUACUGUUGUUAUUUUAGGUGCUUAUUUAGGUUAUCUUAUUUCUAAUUUUGAUUUUUCUCAUAAUUUAUUUUCUUUAAGUAUACUUUCUUUUGUUAGAUUUGCUGGUUCUAUAUGAUUUAUACCUUUUCUUUCAACUAAGUUUAUUAGAUAUAUUCCUUUAAAAAUAGGUUAUUAUUCAUCUAAGUCAUUUGAUUAUGGUUGAGGUGAAUUACUUGGUGGUCAAGGUUUAUAUAGAUUAUUCAUUUAUUUAAUUGGUUAUAUUCAAGGUUGAUAUGAUUCUAAUUUCAAGAUUUAUCUUUUAACUUUUAUUUUUUGAAUAUUUAUUUUGGUAAUAUUGUUU